Molecule: messenger RNA, 1702 nt
Organism: Drosophila subobscura
Lineage: Eukaryota; Metazoa; Arthropoda; Insecta; Diptera; Drosophilidae
Product: cell wall adhesin EAP1
Exons: 2
Coding region: 135-1574 (479 amino acids)
Source: RefSeq, a predicted model, not a curated record
CCGCUGCUGACCAAUCUAUCAGUGAAAAAACCAACCUCAAACCGUGAAGUCACUUCGAUCAAAGCGGGCAAGGGAAUAUUCGAUAUCGUACAGAAUAUUUGAUUUAAAUAAAGGAAUUUCCACAGAAUAUCAAAAUGGCCUACAAAUGGGUGCAGUCCUCGGCCUACUCCUCCAUUCCUGAGGAAGCUGUGGUGGGCGGCAACGACGAGGAUGGCGCAAUGAUCUACGUUGGACGGGCCGAGCACGAGGGCGACAUGAUGGUCUGCAAGGUGGUGCCGUCCAAGCAGAUCGGCUUCAUCUCCAAUCGCGGUGAAGCGCUGCCCAAGGACAUCUUCGAGAUGCUGUGUGGCCAGAACCUGGUCUGGGUCAAGUGCUAUGACCACGUCAUACCCGAGACGGCCGUCCUGUGCGGACGCAGCUCGCUGGACCAGCCCGUGUACAUUGGCAGAGGCCACUACGAGGGCCACCUGAUCAUCGGCAAAAUAUCCUCCGUCCAUCGGGCUCUGUUUAUCGCCUUUCGCGGAGCCGAGCGACGGCUGGACUCGUACGAGAUCCUUGUGGAGGAGAGGAGGGUUGUGCCCGGCUGGCAGUUGCCCCCGCCGCCGCCGCCGGAGGAGCUGGAGAAGUGUCCGCUAACACCGCCGCCGCCACCGUCUCCGCCCGCUCCCGCGCCACCAGUGGCCGAGAAGGCACUAGAGAAGUAUCCGUAUCCUCAUCUGGCCGCAAUGCCGUUCCCAAUGUCCGACAGGCCGCCAGCCUACACACCCACUCCCGAUCCUCUGCCGCCGCCGCCGGUGGGUGGAAUCUUUGUGAUGCCUCCCCCCCCACAUGCACCGCCGCCGGGCGGCGUUUUCGUGAUGCCACCUGUCCGCCCACAGCCACCACCACCACCAGCACCACCAGCACCACCAACCCCCUCGUUUUACCCCGCUGAAGUAGCUCCAGCCGCAAUUGCCGUCGCACCAUCGUUCACACCGGCGGAGAUGUACAGGCCGCCAAUGGGCUCCUACGGAGCUGCCGGCACAUCCUUCACCCCGGCGGAGUACGCGCCUCCGGCGUAUGAAGUGUCCUCCUCCACGUCCUACGGCUACGAGAGCAACUAUGACGUCUGGGUGACCGCUGGACCGGGCUACUUCUACUCUGCGGAUGCCGUCAUCGGUGGACACGACAGCAACAUGGCGCAGCUGCUCGUCUGCCGCGCCUACUAUGCGGGUGUCCACGUGCCGGGCAAGGCGAUUCCCAGCCAGGGAUGCGCGUACAUUGCUCACGGUGGACGCGAGAUCGUGGAGCCCACAUACCAGGUGCUGCUCGGCCAGGGAAAGUACCACUGGGUGCGCGCCCAUGAGGGCAGCAUUGCCCCCGGUGCCGUGAUGGCGGGACGGGCACCCGGUGGCGAGCCACUCUACAUUGGACGCGCCCACUACUGUGGCAGUCUGACGCCCGGUGUGCUGCAACAGUCCAACCGCUGCCUGCAGAUCCCUUUCGGCGGCCAGGAGAUCCGCAUCAGCAGCUACGAGGUUCUGGUCCGCAGUGACCUCUAUCAUAGCCAGCAGGCCAUGCUCCUGGUCUACUGAGUGUCCAAGACCAAACCCGAAACUACCGAAACGAGUGCAGCUACCUCAUUAUCCCAAAAGGAUCCAAUAUAUUUGCCUGCAUUGUGGCUUCCUUAAUUAUUAUAUAUAUUUACCAGAAUUAUGUGUAU